AUUUUAUACAGUUUUUUUUUCAAUAUUUUCUUCUUGUUAUUACAUAAAAAAUGGUAAAAACAAACGCUGAAGAAAUGGAAAUUGAACCAAGUCAAUUUGAAAUUAAAAAAAAAUCACAAAGAUCUAUAAGCAUCCCUUGGAUAGAAAAAUAUCGUCCUGAAGUAUUCACUGAUAUUGUUGGAAAUGAAGAUACAGUUCAAAGAUUAUCUAUAUUUGCACAACAUGGAAAUGUACCAAAUAUAAUUAUUGCUGGUCCACCUGGUGUAGGUAAAACAACUACUAUUCUAUGCUUUGCUAAAAUUCUUUUGGGUUCUUUAUUUAAAGAAGCAGUUCUAGAAUUAAAUGCUUCUAAUGAGAGAGGUAUAGAUGUUGUUAGAAACAAGAUUAAAAUGUUUGCACAAAAAAAGAUUAAUUUAUUACCUGGAAAACAUAAAAUUAUUAUAUUGGAUGAAGCAGACAGCAUGACAGAUGGUGCUCAGCAAGCAUUACGACGUACAAUGGAAAUAUACAGCAGUACGACAAGAUUUAUGCUUGCUUGUAAUAAUAGCGAAAAAAUUAUAGAACCUAUACAAUCACGUUGUGCUAUGGUGCGCUAUGGAAAAUUAACAGAUGUGCAAAUCAUUGUAAAGAUUAGAGAUGUAUGUAAUAAAGAGAACGUUUUAUAUACAGAUGAUGGUUUAGAGGCUAUUGUAUUUACUGCCCAAGGAGAUAUGCGUCAAGCUCUUAAUAAUUUACAAUCAACAGUAAAUGGAUUUAACGCUGUUACAAGUGAGAAUGUUUUUAAAGUUUGUGAUGAACCUCAUCCAUUACUUGUAAAAAAUAUGUUAGAAUUGUGUAUGAAGGGAAACAUUACUAAAGCAUAUGAAAUUUUAAAGCAUUUAUCAGUAAUGGGAUAUGCUCCUGAAGAUAUAAUAAGUAAUAUAUUUAGAGUUGCAAAAAAUAUAAAUAUGGAUGAAAAUUUGAAACUUGAUUUUAUUAAGGAAAUUGGCUUAACACACUUGGGAGUCAUAAAUGGAAUCAACAGCUUUUUACAAUUAAACAGUCUGAUUGCUCGAUUGUGUCAUAUAGCACUAAAUACUACAGAAAGUUAAUUUAUUGUUAUUUAAUAUAUAUUAUAAUCUAAGAAUUUU
This is a messenger RNA of Ceratosolen solmsi marchali, 1130 nucleotides long. RefSeq names its product replication factor C subunit RfC4 (gene RfC4). NCBI's taxonomy places the organism in Eukaryota, Metazoa, Arthropoda, Insecta, Hymenoptera, Agaonidae. The record is from RefSeq and is a predicted model, not a curated record. The coding region runs from base 51 to 1091 and encodes 346 amino acids. Gene Ontology annotation, biological process: DNA-templated DNA replication; DNA repair. The transcript is spliced from 5 exons. Gene Ontology annotation, molecular function: DNA binding; DNA clamp loader activity; ATP binding. Gene Ontology annotation, cellular component: nucleus; DNA replication factor C complex.